AUGAACCUGCUACUGCCUUUGCUGCCUACAACCCGGCAGCUACUUUCAACAGUGUUUGUCAUCUUCAAGUGGUUCGGUUUCAUCCCGUUUCCAUUUGACUGCAUUGCGUUUAAGCUGCUUCCUGCGAGCGGUAGGUGGCCGCAGUUUGUGUUUCCUGUGCUGCAACUUCUGUUUUACAUUCUGCUUCAUGCAAUCGUUGUACUGUAUCGACAUGUCAUCCUAAAUACCGAGCUGCAGAUACUCGCCAUGAACGAUAUUCUGAAGUAUGGCACCGAGAUGGUGGCAAUCUAUGUGAUCUUGAUCAACAUAAUUCUCCAGCGCAACGUACAUCGCGCUGUUUGGGUGAAAUUGGCGUACCUUCGAAAGGUAUACCAACGGAAGGAUCUGGUGGACCGCUUUUUGCGAACGUAUCUGGCUAAAUUCUACGGUUAUAUGGUGUAUUCUGGAUUCAUCGUGGUGCAGGUGUUUCGCAGCGUUGCCAAUAGUCCCCCCGAUAUCGCAUAUUGGACCGUGAUUUUGAUACUGCACGCGUUCGUCCGGUUAAGGCAUUUGUACCAUCUGUUCUUUAUCGAUGUGCUGCGGUUACAUUUAAGGCAGCUUACCGUUCGUCUAACGGAGACUGCGGAGUAUGCGAAGUGGCUUUGGUCGUGUGACAAGCGGUCCCAACAGUACCUUCUCGGUCACCAGCGGAUUAUCGACGAUCUGUUAGAGCUAAAGUGCGUUUAUGGGGAGUUGUGGGAGAUGAAUGACUGCAUUAAUCGAUCGUUCGGAUGGUCACAGAUAUGCAAUUUCACGGGGAACUUUGUGCAGCUAUCGUGUGAUUUCUACUGGUGCUAUGUAGCGGCGAAAGGAUUAAGUUUCGAAGGGUGCAAAGUUGUAUUCCUCACGCUGCUACCGACGGUUGGUUUGCUCGGUCUUUUGCUUUAUUCUGCAGAGAGCUGCCUUCGUGUGGGCACAUCCUUGGGAACGCUGCUCCUGGAUUUUCCCUCCGGAAACGAUGCCAUGGUCAAUAAGAUCGUCUACCGGUUUGCAUUGCAAAUGUCGCAACAAAAAAUUCACUUCACCGCUCACGGAUUGUUGGACAUCAACUAUAAGCUACUCAAGAUGUUCGUCACUGGAAUCAUUACCUAUGUCACCAUUUUCAUUUCCUUUUCCAACGAUUUAUCAUUUCAAAAAACCUAA
Molecule: messenger RNA, 1182 nt
Organism: Anopheles aquasalis
Lineage: Eukaryota; Metazoa; Arthropoda; Insecta; Diptera; Culicidae
Product: Gustatory receptor 98a
Biological process (GO): chemosensory behavior; sensory perception of taste; male courtship behavior
Cellular component (GO): axon; neuronal cell body; dendrite
Source: RefSeq, a predicted model, not a curated record